This is a messenger RNA of Strongylus vulgaris, 402 nucleotides long. NCBI's taxonomy places the organism in Eukaryota, Metazoa, Nematoda, Chromadorea, Rhabditida, Strongylidae. The record is from the annotation of a GenBank genome assembly.
AUGCGACCGCGAUAUUGGCCUGAGCUGGAUGAGAUCCGUGAAAUAGCUUCAUCAUGGCAGCAAUUCGCUCGACUUAGGAAAAAUCUCUUAGAAUCCAGCCGUAGGGUACCACCUGCUCCCACAUACUCGGACAAUGUACCUGAGAAUAGAUAUGAUUUUGAAGUUUUCCUACCAGAUCAAUAUCGCCACAGCAAACCUCCACGACCGGUUUUUCGAGUAAACUGUGUCGACUCACGCUACGGUUCUAUGAGCUGUUCGAUAGUCAACCAAUUCUCCGGUGACAUUCCGUUAAUCCUCUCCAUUUUUGAUUGUGGUCAUGUGUGCUUUAUCGAAGUCAGUGGUGAACCCAUAGAUCUCAAUCAGUAUUUGAGGGGACUUGUAGAAAAGUUUGAAAAGCUCUGA